GUUGACGCCGUCUUGCGUCAGCAUGUUGAUUGGCGACCACGUCAGCUUUUCUCGCAAUAAUGACAAAAAUUGAAGCGAGGUGCUGGCAAGGUUCUUGUUUCGCCAAAAGGUUCGGGGUAUUUCCUCAUUUUUAUGAAGGUGCCGUCGGAGCCAUUGAGAACAUGAGAACCCAAACUGCAGGUGCAGGAAGAAACACUUCCCAAUGCUGGAAGGCUGGAAGCUGGAAGGCACAACCAACCUCAAGCAAGUUUGUUGUACCGCACUUUCGUGCUUUGUUCAAUUGGUCCCUACUACGGUAGUGUUGCAGUACUACCGUAUAUAGCUAUUGUCCACAAUCCACCCCUUUCUAGCUACCAUACCGGUAGCUACCAUAACGUGUCGCUGUCCUUUUUGAAAUACCAGUAUGGCCACAGCCGAUGAUGAUGGCCGUGGUGUCAAAACAGAGCAAGAGACCCGUGUACAAGAGCUGGAAUUGGAAAUUGCCCGGCUGAGUGAAGAAAAUGCUGCCUUGAAAAGAUCUUCCAGCCAAACACAAAAUGGGGAUAACCACAAGAAGAAACGUCCACGAGGAGAGGAACUACCGGUAGCAAAAGGUACCAGCAAUGGAAGCAAUGGCGGAUCCAGUUGUUAUCAAAAGUGGACUCCAGCCGAUACAAAUUCUACCACCACCACUACUACUAAUGGCAACCAAACACACAAGUCAUCCUUGACUCCCAAUCAAAUUGAACGAUAUUCUCGUCAGCUAUUGCUACAAGAAGGAUUUGGAGUGGAAGGACAACGCAAAUUAUUAGCCUCUUCUGUGCUGGUGGUCGGUGCGGGAGGGAUUGGAUCUACCGUGCUGCUCUACCUAGCUGCCUCUGGAAUUGGACGCAUCAGUGUCUUGGAUUUUGAUGCUGUAGAACGAUCCAAUCUCCAUCGACAAAUCAUUCACAAGGAACAAAAUGUCGGCAUGAACAAGGCAGUCUCGGCAUGUCAGGCCAUUCAGAAUCUCAAUCCAUCCAUUACCUGUCGACCCCUUACCAUCAUGUUGACACACGACAAUGCACUCGAAAUCAUACAAGAUCAUGACGCCAUUGUGGAUGCCAGUGACAAUCCCAAAACACGAUACCUCGUGAAUGAUGCCUGCGUGUUGGCCGGAAAACCAUUGAUUUCGGGAAGUGCCAUUGGCACGGAAGGACAGCUCUCUGUCUACAACUGGAAAAAUGGACCUUGUUAUCGAUGUUUGUAUCCCAAACCAAGCAUCACGGCAGGUGCAAAAUCCUGUAGUGACAAUGGAGUUUUGGGACCCGUCCCGGGCUUGAUUGGGGUAUUGCAAUCCUUGGAGGUUUUGAAAGUUCUAACCGAUACGGGAAACUCCAUGAAUGAACGAAUGCUCAUGUACGAUUCCUUGCAGUGUUCUUUCAUGACUCUCAAAAAACCCAAAAAGCAAUCCACAGCAUGCCCUGUUUGUAGCGGAGAAAACGCCACUAUCAAAUCCAUGGCAGACAGUGCCCAAGAUUUGCAAGCCGCACGAGGACCUGCCAGCUGUGACAUGUACACUCCUGCUCCACUCGAACCAGAAUACCAGAUUUCGUGUACGGAUUACCAUGAUCUGCAACAGCAACGGCAACAGCAACAGCAGCAUGUCUUGUUGGAUGUACGAGUCAAGGAACAGUAUGAUCUCUGUGCUCUGAAUGACCGUGCCAUUAAUAUUCCACUCGCCAGCUUGGAGGAAAACAUGGAACGUGUAGCGAAGCUUUCAGAGGGAUGGACCAAACCAGUCUAUUGUUAUUGUCGUCGAGGUGUCUUGUCCGUGGAAGCCACAAAGCUCUUGAAUGACUAUGUGACGAAACAGAAUGAUCCGAGUAACAAGCCAACCAUCAAAAACAUCAAGGGUGGAUUAGAAGCUUGGAGGAAGCAAGUGGACAAAUCAUUUCCCAACUAUUAGAAACGAACACAUGUGACUGUCAUUCCGUGUAGGACUCGACUCAGCCAGCACAGUAAUCGUAGUUGAUUAUUAGAGACAGCGAGAACUACUUGGCA
Seminavis robusta is the source of this 2022-nucleotide messenger RNA. Lineage: Eukaryota; Bacillariophyta; Bacillariophyceae; Naviculales; Naviculaceae. The record is from the annotation of a GenBank genome assembly.